Messenger RNA from Ictalurus furcatus (blue catfish), 2900 nucleotides. RefSeq names its product mitochondrial ribosomal protein L46 (gene mrpl46). Gene Ontology annotation, molecular function: structural constituent of ribosome. Bases 351 to 1211 code for a protein of 286 amino acids. NCBI's taxonomy places the organism in Eukaryota, Metazoa, Chordata, Actinopteri, Siluriformes, Ictaluridae. Gene Ontology annotation, cellular component: mitochondrial large ribosomal subunit. The transcript has 5 exons. The record is from RefSeq and is a predicted model, not a curated record.
UCAACCAAUCAUAGUCGAGUAGACUGGGUUUGUCUGAAUUCGGUUGGAAAUAAAAUAACGGCAUGACAUUGUGGGGUCGCGUGUACCCAGAAUGUCCCAUUUGGGUAAAAUUAGAGGGGUGGUCGUUAUACCAGGUCACGUACAUUAGUAUAUUUUACAAAUGCAUGCAGCAAGAACAUUUUACAUUUACAUUAUUAGUUAAUUAAAUGCUGUUUAAUGCAGUAAGUUCUACCUUUAACAUAUAAGCUUAAAACUACAUUGUAUGAAUAGUCUCCCCCACCAUCUCCGUAAUUGUUAGACCCUACUUCCCUAAGCGCUCGCUCACCGUUGCAUUGUGGGUACUUUAAAAAAUGGCGGCGGCCUGUUGGAGGUAUGCUUGGCGACCGCUAUGGCAAAUUACUUCAGGACCAGGGAGGUUAAAAGCUGCAGUGCGAUAUGUUUCUUCCAGCGUCCAGAAAGUCAAAACCGCAAAUUCACAGUCGCCCUGGGUCCUACAUGGUGCCGUGUGCUUACAGAGACUUCCGGUCAUCUCUCAGGACCUGAGCCCGGUUGAGGAGAAGUUCAUGGAGCUCAUGCGCCAGAUGGAGCUGGAGAGAAGCCUGCUCUCGGACCAUGAGCUGCGGCUGUUGGAGGAUGCCGAACGCAUGAGCCGCAAACAGGAUGCCGAUUAUGACUCGGAUGAUGAAGAAGGCUACGGAGGUCAAGAGAUCGUCACAGCUCAGGAUUUGGAGGACACAUGGGAACAGAAACUCAAGCUAUUCCAACCUGCUCCGAGAAUGAAAGCUUCUGACACCACAGAUGUGAGCUCGGCUGAGCGCUGCCUGGGAGACAGCGUGGUGCUGCUGGUGAAGCAGGAUGUUGGCUCUCAGAAGGUUUGGCUUCUGCCUCAGUUGCCGUGGGAGGCGGGAGAGACGCUGAGGCAGACUGCAGAGCGUGCCCUCACCAGUCUGCCAGGCGCAAAAUUGAGCGCAACCUUCCUCGGCAAUGCGCCUUGUGGAUUUUACAAAUACAAAUUCCCCAAAAGCAUCCGGACCGAGAACCGAAUAGGAGCCAAGGUGUUUUUCUUCAAAGCCCUGCUCUCUGGUAGCGACAGUCUGCCACUGGAGAAAGACUCCUUCGUGUGGGCGAGAAAGGAUGAGCUCCAGGAUUAUCUCAAGCCAGAAUACCUGAAACAGGCCCUCUCCCACAUAGCAAGAGCUGGAUGUUCUUGAAGAUACCACUGAUUUACUGAGCAACUUCCUCUACAAAACCCCACUGGGAGGCAGUAGUGAGUUGUUGAAUUGAGAAAAGGCAGUUUUGAGGAAGUAAGAGUGAUGUUCUAUUAUGCCAUACCGCCCAGACAGUAAAUUCUUCCCUCGUCAAACACCUACAGUACACGCUUUUAAUAUAGCUCACUCCAAAGCAUCAAACACUCAGUGGCGUUUUGUGCUGAAUGUGCACAAACAGGGAUUAGCGAAACUAUGACUUAUUGGACUAUUCGAUUGUGUAGGUGUCAGAAAAUUGGAGCUUGACAUAUUUUAGUCAGCAUUUCGGGACAGGCUGUUCUAGUAUAUGUUAAGUAUUCAUUUUCAAAACCACACACAAACAAUAAAACAGUAUGGUGAUGAUUUGUGACAGCUUUUGUGUGUGCGCGCGAGUGUGUGUAUGACAGAUAAGUUUGACAUAUCACCUGUGUGUACGAACAUCGUUCCAAACUCCAAUAUCUCAAUUUUCCACUGAGGUUUUUCACUCAUGAAUUACCAAAACCACAACAGAGCAGACAGUCAACAGCAAACAUACCAGAGUGCACUCAGGCUUUAAUGCAGCAAUAUUCGAGAAUUAAAUAGACAAGCCCAAGGUCAAAAACUUGGUCAAUAAAAUCAACUGCAGGCUAUUGAAAGAAUUCAGGAAGAGGAGGGCUGAACGAUUCUUGAUGAAAAUAGGAAUAUCACAUUUUUGGCUUGGAAGGGAUCAUGAUUCUUUGACUAAUUUUAUAUUUGUUAAAUUCUUACAUUAACAGACUGAUUUUAAUAAGAUUUUUAUGUCCAGUACUAGGUAGAGGUAGCAUUGAAGGUACUGUGAAUACCUGAAGUUAAGUACUUGUGGUUUUUUUUCUGAAAUAUUAAAAGUUUAAAUGAUAUGUUCCAGUUCCACCUUGUACUUGUUUUCACUCUGGGGCCCAGACACACCAAGUUGAUUGUCACCCUUAGUGUUUGCGAUAGUGGGCCCCAUACCAGUGACACUAAUUGUCCAUGUCGGUGCACUUUAGCACCAAUUGAAUCAGCAUCAGAGGCCAGUGUUGAGAAAUAUUCUGACUAUGUGGUUAGCUGAAUGAAGGGUAGGUUGGCUGGCUUGUACCUCCCAAGCCACAUACUACACUAAAUAUUGUUACAUACCUAUGAUCACUAUAGGCACUGAUACUGGUAAACUUUAGGUGGUAUUCUAUUUUGACAUACUACUGGCUUAGCGGUUUGCAUGUUUGCCUCAUAGCUCUGGGCUUGGGGGUUCAAUUCUUGCCUCCAUCUGUGUGUUCACCUGUGUGUGCAGAGUUUGCAUGUUCUCUCAUGCUUUGGGGGUUUCCUCCCCCAGUCCAAAGACAUGCGUUGUAGGUUCUAGGCUGAUUGGCAUCUCUAAAUUGUCCAUAGUGUCUGAAUGGGUGGGAGUGUGUGUGCGAUUGUGCCCUGCAGUGGGUUGGCACCCUGUCCAGGGUGUCCCCUGCCUUGUGCCCUGAGUCUCCUGGGAUAGGCUCCAGGCUUCCUGCGACCCUAUGUAGGAUAAGCGAUACAGAUAAUGGAUAUAUAUACAUAGUGCUGUAGUGUGUGAAUCGAGAAGUAGACUUUUCCCAUAGGGUCUUUCACAGUUCUUUUUUUACAUUAUGAAUACAGACUAAUGCCACCCCUUGGUGUGGAGUAAUUUUUUUU